This is a messenger RNA of Meloidogyne enterolobii, 877 nucleotides long. Lineage: Eukaryota; Metazoa; Nematoda; Chromadorea; Rhabditida; Meloidogynidae. The record is from the annotation of a GenBank genome assembly.
UUUUUGAUAGUGACUUUUAUUAGAGAUGGGCGUCUAUUAGAAUAUUUAAUUUUUGAUAGGGACUUUUAUUGGAGACAGGCGUCUAUUAGAAUUUUAAUAGGGACUUCUAAUAGAGAUGGGCGUUUAUUAGAAUAGUUAAUUUUUAAUAAAGACUUUUAAUAGAGAUGGGCGUCUAUUAGAAUAUUUACUUAAUAUCUUUUUUCUAAAACUGUUAAAAAUGCAAACUAAUAAUCAGACUACCCAACAACCUUCAAAUGAGGCUUCAACAUCAACAAUAAAAAACGCCCCCAAAUGUUUGGUUUGUGGACAAGAAAAUCCAAAAAUGCAUUAUGGCGUUUUGGCUUGUCUUGGAUGUAAAGGUUUCUUCCGUCGAGCACUCAAAAAAUUAAACGAAUAUGAAUGCUUUCACAACAAUAAUUGUAUUAUUGAUAAAAAUGAACGAACUUCUUGCCGAGCCUGUCGCCUCCAAAAAUGUUUGGAUGUUGGAAUGGAUCCUGCUGCUGUUCGCCCUGACCGUUCACUAACCGGAAAACAACAAUUAGAAACACAUCGAUUUUCACUUUCACCAAUUCGCAGACGUUUAAGUUCAAUUGAUGAAAAAACAAGUAACAAUAACAACGACGUGACUAACGAGAAGACAAAAAAUUUAAGUCAAAAAUUGCCUGUUGAUUUGCGCACAAUGCUAAUGACUCUACAAAAUAUUGAAGCAAAAGUUGUCCAUGGAGACACUACCCAUGAUGCUGCAGACAUUUACCCAUUACGAAUAAACACAAUUAGAGAAAUUAUUGAAGAACCUAAAAAAUUGAUGGGAAGGCGAACGGAGGUGAGAAAUCAAUUUUGCACUUUAGAAGGGAAACCCACAAGAUCAACCCGCUAG